AUGCCGUUCUCACCCUCAUCCACCCUCAUCCAACCCUCCCACCCGGCUCUUCAAACCCUCUCUCCCUCUGAUCGCCAUCUGUUCUGCAAGUAUGCAUCCGGCCCGCAACAGUCUCCCGCCUUUCCCACCGUCCUUGCCGCCUUCGAACAAAUGGAAACCACUCACCCGCAUGCCCUCGCCGCAACUGAAGUCCUGGAAGACGGUCAACUCAGCGACGAUGCCAACAUCACAUACGCCCAGCUCAACGCACAAGCCAACAAGCUCGCCUUCCUCAUGCAAGAGCGAGGCGUCUCCAACGGCGAUGCUGUCUGCCUCUUUCUCAAGCGCAGCGUCCAAAUGAUCGUCGGCAUCAUCGCCUCACUCAAGGUGGGCGCUUGUUACGUGCCGCAGCACGUCGGCCUCGCCCCAGACACCCAGCUCUUGAACGUCGCUGAUGCAACGAGCGCCAAGGUCGUUCUCACUAUGGAUGAGCUCCAAGAAAAGCUGCCCGAAUUCCCUCCGCACGUCUCCGUCAUCCCCAUCGGCAGCGUCAUGCGUGACGCAAAACUGCCAACUGCAGAGCCCUCGCUGUCGCGCGCAGUGCGUCCCUCGGACCGGUGCUACAUCAUUUUCACCUCUGGCACAACCGGUGCCCCCAAGGGCGUGCAAGUCACGCACGCAAACGUCGCCAACGUCCUGCUCACCUCCCCCAUGGACCUGGGCAUGGCGCCCGGCGUGCGAGUUGGUCAGAUUCUCAGCAUCGCCUUCGACAUGGGGGCGUGGGAGAUUCUGGGGUGCUUGUCACACGGGGCCACGCUCAUGACACACGUUAAGACGGUGGCAGUCGCUGGCGAGCCUUGUCCGCGCGGGUUGGCAGCGACGUGGGGCAAGUUUGCGACGUUCUACAACUCGUGCGGCCCGACCGAGACGACGAUCGUCAACACGGCAAAACGCUUCGAUCCUGAGUCCACUGUGCUCACCAUCGGAAAGCCGACACCGAACAACACGGUAUACGUACUCGACCCUGAGACGCUGGAGCCGUGCAAGAUCGGGGAAGUUGGGGAGAUGUGGGCAGGCGGUGAAUGCGUUUCAGCGGGAUACCUGAACAAGCCGGGGCUGACAGCUGAGCGGUACCUUGUGGACCCUUUCAUAAACGGCGUGAAUUCGUUUAUGUACAAGACAGGAGACCUCGGUCGAUGGGACGCCAACGGGGAACUGGAGCACUACGGGCGCGUGGACGAUCAGGUCAAGGUGAAGGGCUUCCGUGUGGAGCUGGAUGGUGUAUCUGCGAUGGCCGAGACUGCACAUGGGGUGGAGAAGGCGGUGGUUCUGAAGAUCGGAACUGAGCUGGUAGCGUUCGUGACACCGGAGUACGCGAAGACAGAGGCUGUCAAGGAGGCAGUGGGCAUCAAGCUGCCGUACUACUGUGUGCCUUCCCGUGUUGUGGGAAUGGGAGCUCUGCCCAAGACCGGGAACGGGAAAGUAGACAAGCGGGCGUUGAAGGAAAUGGAUGCGAGAAAGGUGUUGCAGCCCAUGCUGACAAGGAGGUCGAGCUCGCGGGUCUCUCACGUCAGAAGUACUCUGCGAACACUUCGGGUAUUGUGA
Chondrus crispus (carragheen) is the source of this 1584-nucleotide messenger RNA. RefSeq lists its product as hypothetical. Gene Ontology annotation, biological process: secondary metabolite biosynthetic process; amino acid activation for nonribosomal peptide biosynthetic process. The transcript is spliced from 2 exons. Lineage: Eukaryota; Rhodophyta; Florideophyceae; Gigartinales; Gigartinaceae. The coding region runs from base 1 to 1584 and encodes 527 amino acids. The record is from RefSeq and is a predicted model, not a curated record. Gene Ontology annotation, cellular component: cytoplasm. Gene Ontology annotation, molecular function: phosphopantetheine binding.